UUUGCCUUUUUGUCCAGUUUUGUUGAACAAACUAAAGACACGGUGCAUGAUGGAGUUUCUGUGAGAUACGUUAGGGGACAGACUCUAGUAAUUCAUCUCCUCUCCAUUUCUUUUUACAGGACUUUCAGUUUUUGUACUUGUCUUGCUUUCCAUUUUUCCUGUGGUUUUACUGCCUCAAGCUCCAACACCACCCAAUUUUGUGUCUCUCUGUCUCUCUCUCUUUCUCUCUCUGUCUUCCUUGCACACACCCAGUGUGUAAUGCGUCCGUUCUCAGCCAGGAAGGAGGAGCAGAGGAAGGCAGAACAGGACGUCUUCUGUCAAACAUCCACAUCUCCUCUUUCCCCACGAGGCAGAGUGGGUGGCGGCGGCCGCCUCUAAGGCUCCAUUCAUGACUGCAUGGCUGAUGGCCAUGUCCUAUCAGCCUCUGCGUCACUCCGGCAUGUCCGUCACCUGGCAGGGACAGAGCAGUUGACCAACAGGUCACAACAACGACAUGCUGAGCAGAGCCAUGUGAUUUAAAAGUGGAUAAUAUUGCUGAGAGAGAGAGAGAAAGAGAUAACUGACUUUGAGCUGAAAUGGGAAAUGCCUCUGAAGUUGUAAUUGGAUUGUAUGUGUCCACAAUCUCCAAAGAAGGCGACUACAUACUGGCCUCCAUCUACACCAUCUUUGGUGUCAUGUCUCUGAUGGGGAACAGCACCCUGCUGUUUGUGGCCUACCGGAAGAAGUCCUCUCUGAAGCCUGCCGAGUUCUUUGUGGUCAGCCUGUCAUUCAGUGACAUGGGCAUGACAUUGACCCUCUUCCCUUUCGCCAUCCCUUCCGCUUUUAACCACAGGUGGCUGUUUCCUGAGCCCAUGUGCAUGAUCUAUGCCUUCUGUGGUGUCUUCUUUGGCCUGUGCAGUCUGACCAACCUGACUGUCCUCUCGUGGGUGUGCUGGCUCAAAGUUUGCUGCCCUAACUAUGGCAGUAAGUUCUCUCCGCGCCAUGCUCGGAUGCUGGUGCUGGGCUCGUGGUGCUACGCACUGAUCUUCGCUGUGGGGCCUGCGUCCGGCUGGGGAGCGUUCGGCCCCGAGCCCUACGGCACGGCCUGCUGCAUCAACUGGCACCUGCCGCGCACCGACCUGCUGGCCAUGAGCUACAUCAUCUCGCUCUUCCUCUUCUGCUACAUUGUGCCCUGCUCCAUCAUCUUCCUCUCGUACCUCUUCAUCCUGCUGGCGGUGCGUGGAGCCCGGCAGGCCGUGCAGCAGCACGUCUCGCCCCAGAACAAGAUCACCAACACCCAGACGCUCAUCGUCAAGCUCUCCGUGGCCGUGUGCAUUGGCUUCCUGACGGCGUGGACUCCCUACGCGCUGGUCUCCAUGUUGGCUGCGUUCAGCAGCACAGAUGUGGUCCCCCCCAUAGCAUUCGCGGUAGCAGCUAUCUUCGCCAAGUCCUCCACACUCUACAACCCAUUGGUCUACUUGAUCUUCAAGCCCAACUUCCGCAAACUGCUGUGUCGGGACGCUACGCUCUGUUGCCAUGUCAUGUGCCACUGUGAGUGUCCAGUCGUGCCUGAUUCGACGCAGAAGGACUCGUGCGAGGUCUCGCGGCGUCACCAGGGGCUCAAGGAGGACGGCAACUCCACGCGGCUGUCCAACGGGCUGCAGGAGACGCACUCGGCCUGCAGGCACUGCCCUGAGGGCACCACGGGACGCUGCCUGAACGCGACGCCACUCAGGACCGCACGCAUCAUCGCCGACUCCGCCAACAGAGAGAUGGCCGUGAGUGAGCUCUCCAAUGACCACAGCGACUUCCUGUAGCUCUGGGGAGAGAGGGCUGAUGGGAUAUCAGAGGAGCUGUGACUUGGGGGGGGGGAACUAGUCAUUGAGGAUGCACUCUUAAAACGAAUAUGUUGAUAACAACACAACUUUGCAUUGUUUUUAAGACAUCUUUGUGUCCAGAUAGGGACAACACACUUUGUGAUGUUUCCUUUGUAUAUUUGUUACACAAUAUGUGUUGAAAAUAACACAACUUCGUUUUAAGAGUGUGUGGAGAAAAAGGAGGAGUUGGAGGAAAGAAAUAGUAGGCGAAAGGAGUUGUGCCAAACUGGGAGGAGUCAGACAAAGAAGACUGAUCAUCAACUAUCAAGGAGCCUUUUUUGAGGAUCUGUUCAUUUGGCCUCAAAACAAACAAACAAAGACAAAAAAAAAACCUGAACAGCCUCAAAAACACAGGUCUUAUACAGGUCAGACAAAUGCCUCAAAUAACAGAAACAUUACUUUUUUUUUGUUACUGCCAAAAGUAAAAACUUUUUUUGAACAAGUACACACAAUCAAAAUGUGAACUAUGACCGAAACUAUGACCUAUGAACUAUACUUGUGUACUUCUAGAAAGCAAGCAACUGGCUGGGCCAGACAUGCACGGUGUGUGUCAUCUGUAGGGGACACCACUGUUGUGGCUGUGGUGGGGGCUGGGUGGGGGUAUUCUUAUGUAACACCAGGCUGCCAAGCUGUGGUGCCAUAAUCACAAAAACAAGCUCUUUCCUGUCAUCUUUCCUUCACCCUGUCCCCUCCCAUUUCCUGUGAUGUGUCACAGAGGACUCCUGGGACAAUUACCCUUUGUCCAGCAGAUCUCUCUUUCUCUCUCCCUCUCUCUUCUCUCUCCCUCUGUCUCUCCCCAACAGGGUCUGUCUGCAGCCUAUGCAUCAUCCCGUAACUCUCCGUGUGAGAGGGGAAAGGGAGAGCUAUCCGCAGUGAAUUGUAUAUUCAGUCAAAAACCAAACAAGCAGGUUCUUUUUUCCCUCACUCUGUUACUGUUCCCUUUUGAAAUGUUUAAUCAACCCUUUAACAAUGAGAAGAGCAUCAAACUAUUGAAAAGUAUACAGGAGGUUUAUAGAUCUGUGUAUAUAUCGAGCAAUACAUUUUGUUUACAUCUAAUCUUAGUAAUGACGAUGCAGAGGGAGAUUUCUUUUCUGUCCCAAAAAAUGUCUACAAUGUAGCAGUUAUGCAGCUGUGUGGUGCAUUUCACAAACCACCCAGAGACAGGCUGAUCUCUCUCUCUCUCUGUCUCAUAUGAACCCUGCAAAACGCUGCUGUGACAUAUCCAAAUAGUACAAAGAUAUAAUUCCUUCAGGACUUUGUACAGUUUAUUCUUUCUGGGUUUUUCCCGAGUCUCGGUGCAGGCAGAUCACAUAAGCUAACAGCAAACCCUGUAGAGCAGGACUGCACUGCUGGACUGGAAGAAGAAAAAAAUGGAAGGAGUUAAUGGACUACAUAGAUCAGCACUGUUGUGGGCAGGUGUGUGAGCAGGAAGUGGUCUUUUCUUUCCCUCUGAUGCGAGAAUUUGAUUAGGAAGCGAUUCAUAGAGCGGUGGUAACCAUCUGGACGACCACUGCCGAUGGUGUCACCCCUGUUGAUAAGGCUGGGAAGAGAUCGAUUGGUUAAUGGGACGUACGCGGUGAGCUUCAUCUUUGUGUGUUAGCCCCUGUCACGGUUCCAAGCAUUUAGUGGGUAGGCCAGUCAAUGUCCUGUGCGAUCAGGUGCAAUCACAGCUUCAAAAGAAAUAAGCCUUGCCUGAAUUCUACUCAGUCUAUAAGCCUCAAAGUCUUUUUUUUAAAAAAACUAAGGUUGAGGGUGUUAUGAUGGGGGUUGCAUACUGUACAGGUCACAGUUAUUAUUUUGGUCCCCAGUAAUAUAAUUAGCUUUCGCCAUGAUCAAAGAGAGAAAAUGGUUUCCAUUAGUUGUUCUUUAUACUACAAUACAAGAAUUUGAUUACACACAGGAAAAGAAAGAUAAUAUUGUAUACUGUAUCAAAUUAUAUAUGCAGUUUCUAUCUUACAAUGCAGGUUUCAAACACAAAUUGCAAAAUGCAUCUGUACAUUUGAAUUUAGAGUAAAGCCAUACAGAAAACCAACCAGUUGGGAUGAAUUUAGUCAGUGCAUGGAUAAUUACAUGAGUAAAAUGUAAAAAAUAGCAUUUAGCUGAAAUUCAUCUUGUAUAAAUUCCAAACAUUUCCAUUAUUCUUGGGAAUACUUAUUGUACAGCACAUUACCUGUCAUAUCCAGCAUAUCAGGUUAAUUUGUUCGUUCAGGUACCUUUUCUAAUACUACUUUACUCGUCUAUUUAAAAACAGACACCUAUUGACUCCGUGUAAAUUGCCCUUUGGCCAACAUGUCUAACCAAAUCACAGGAGAAGUGUGUUAAUACACAACCACAAAUCGGUCUCCUGCUUUCUCCCGACUUCUUGCGCCCUCGCAGUGUGUGUGUGUGUGUGUGCAAAUGAACCAAUGUGUGCAUGCAUUAGAUUACUCACACAUGUUUUACGAAUGUAUUAUACCGCGUAUCGCUAUACUGUCCUCAGGGAACAAACUCCAACCAUUCAGUUAAUAGAAAAGUAAACAUUGGAUAUUAGUACGGCAAAAUUUACAGGGUGUGUGUGAAUGAACAAAGAAAAGAGAGAGAGAGAGAGUGUGUGUGUGUGUGUGUGUGUGUGUGUGUGUACUGUAUGUGUGUGUGUGUGUGUGUGCGUGCGUGUGUGUUUAUGCUGCUGGUGUCAAGAUUUUUUUUCUCUCUCUGUCUUCUAAACCCACAGUGAGAGCGUAGACGCUUGCUAUUUUCUAAUGGAGCAUCCAGGGAGUAAAAGGUGUUAGGAACAGCGGGCGAACACCUGCCAACAUCUUUUAAACAUCCUCCCUGAACAAAAUGCUGAUGAAGGGAGUGAACCACCACCAUGCUUGUCUAAAACUUUAUCUAUGUUUUUGCCAGGGUGGGAGGAUGAAUCCGCCAUUCGGUGGUAAAGUCAGGUUCUCAGGCAAAUCUUCUUCUGUUUUUUAUUUUGUUUUGUGUCACUUUUACAGCAAAGAUAAGCCUUUAUACUGUGAAUACAUACACUAUUGACAGCCUUCACUGCACUGUCAAGUUCAACGUGAGACUGGAUUCACACAGCACAGUGCAAUAUAUACACAACAGAAGACUUUCAGAAUCCUUCUAGAACAAUCUGUAUUCCUCUGUUUACAUGCGAGAUGUGUUCCACAGAGUGUACAGAUGAGGUGAAUGACUAACCCCAUGAGCAAACAAGGGCGUUUCCAUUUCCAUAUUAUACAAAUGCAAAAAUAUGCAGCUCCACAACCACACCAGUUUUAUACGACAACAGAAGCAAAGCACCUCUUCAAUUCACUCUGAUCUCCUAUUUUUCACCUCAGCUCUGUGGAAUUUUUGUCAUUGCAACACUUCAACGUUAUUACAUUGUUAUACAAUGUUAUUACAGUACGGUGUUAUUAUCUAUUUAUUAUUGUAUGAGUCACUAAAUAGUAUUCUAUCCCAAUCACAGAGUGUUGAGGGGCAGUAUUGUGUAACUGACUUGAUGAUACAACAAGAUCUUUGGAUGUUUUAUGCUGGCAACGCACACAUAUUGCAGUAGGUCACCAAGAGUUAAGUCCAAAGGUUGGCUUUUUUGUUUUGUUUUGUUUUUGGAGAAGCGGUAUCACUGGAUUGUUGGAUAGCCUUAGAGAUACCUGUAGAUGGACGUACACUUCACAAGCCAUAUUUUGAUUUUACGGCUACAUUCAUAUGGACUGUUUGGUCUUUGUUGGCCAUUCGACCAACGUUCAUUUUUUUGUGACUUCCAUAUGACUCUGCCUCCAUGUAUAUAGAAAAUAGAAAAGUAUUUAUGGAUGUAUAUAUGAUUCAACGUUUAAAUACACAUGUCUGUUAAAUGAGAUGGUUUUACUGGGCCCAAUGUUAUAAAGUUAUAAAAUGUGUAAACUUGUAUGUAUGCAAAAAAUAUUGCCAUGCAUUUGAUUUUUUUUUUUUUUUUUUAAAUGUAUUGCUUAUAAGGCCUUUGGAGAGACAUGCAAUUUUUAUCAUUGCUAAUUUGAAAGUGUGUUACCACUUUUAAUGCUUGCGUACAUAAUGAGAAGACAUUCAGCUGGGGAAGUAUUCCAGUGAGCUAUGUGAAAUCUUUUCAUUGCUUGAUGUUGACUUCAGAAAGAAAGUGUUCAAGUUGUUGUUUAAUCUUAGUAAUUGUACUUUGUUCAAUGAAAAAAAAGAAUAGAAUUCUCACUGCUUCAACACCACUGUCCUUUCACACCAGCAUUAGUUUGUUAUUGAAGAAUACACGAGUGAGAUUGCCAAUCCAUCUUGCACUGACAAGUUAUAUUUUUGGGAGUUUUAGGCUUUAAUGGGCAAGAAAGUGGAAAAGUUUGCUUGUAAAACAUAUAUAUUUUACAAAGAGAUAUUGUUAGAGACAUCAUUCUAAAAGUUCUUAUUUCUGAUGGAAGUAGUGCAAGAAAAUAUACAGGGUGUAGAGUAUAGAUGAAUGCUUCCCAUGACCUGCCAUCAAAUAUACAGAUUUUGCAUUUUAUAUUUCAAUGUUGUUAUGUAACAGCAUUAACCAUUACAUAACAGCAUUUGAUGUUAUGGGGGUGGCGUAUUGACAAAAAGGUAGAGACAUGUUUGAUAUCUCUCCGUCUUUGUGCAUCAAAUAGAAAAGCUUGUCCCAUCGGAAUCAGUUUACAUCUUGUGUUGAUUGAUGCAUAUGAUCUGGGAGAGAUGACAGAGCCCAACAAAAAGCAUCAUCCACUAAUCUCUUUGAAUUUCACUCUUUUGUAAUCAUGUGAAAGGACUGCCGAUGACACAUUUUCCAGAGACUCCGUCUCUUCCGUGGGGGAAUCCACAGUUUUAGCAUAAUCCUCUCUGGAAGUUCCAACAGUGACAUUUGUCAGCACUCCCACAUUGCCAAGCAGGCACCUGUCUACACUGAAAAAAAGGAAGCCAACAUCUUAGCACAUAUUCUCACAUAAUGUUUGAAAACCCUACAUGCAUAAGUACUGCCACUUCUCUGAGCAACUAUCAAUAGUAUCUUGAAAUGUCAAGUACCUUGACUGUUGCUAAGUUGCUUCUGAGGAAUCAUCUUUGUUCAAAAAUGAACUUAUUUGACAGAAUUGAUUAACACAAACAGCAUGAUAUAAGUUUGAUGUUGCAAAUUGAAAAAAAAAAACUGUAUUAGAAAAGGGUGAUGGACUUGUGCACUACAGGCCUGUCAAGCGGAAUAUAAAAGUUGAUCUAAUGCAAUUAAAUUCUUAAAUUAUACAUCAUGUCAAGCUGUUUUAUCAUUGUUCUUUUUAGCGGCUGCGACAAUAAAGCCUGGGGAUAGGAUUAUGGGAUGAGGGGUCAAGACUUCAGAAUUGCAGAGGGGGAGAUGAGAAGUAACACCUGUGGUAGGCCUACAUACAGAACAUCUACUCAUCCCCUAUAGUGCACUAUAUAUGAAUAACUAAAUAACCAACAUUAUACAAGUAUCUAUUUAUCUAUCUAUCUAUAGUGUGCUAUGUUGUAGGUGAGUGGAUGUCUCAAACAUAGGCCACAUGUCUGCUCUGAGCAUGUGUUCCGUGAGAGACAGGCUUUCUCUUUUACUCCUCUUUUCCAGAUGCCACAAACCCAGAGAGUCACUAGCUCUCACACACACACACUCAAAAAGUACACAUGUCCACAUACCUGCUUUCCAUGCUGUACAUUUCAUCUACCUAGUUACAGUGGCCAAAUUUCCGUUGGCUGUCAAAUCUUAAGUAUAGUAUAAGUAUAUAUACUCUUUUGAUCCUGUGAGGGAAAUUUGGUCUCGUGAAUUAGUGAA
Alosa alosa (allis shad) is the source of this 7605-nucleotide messenger RNA. RefSeq names its product opsin 7, group member b (gene opn7b). The transcript has 6 exons. The record is from RefSeq and is a predicted model, not a curated record. Gene Ontology annotation, molecular function: G protein-coupled receptor activity. Bases 576 to 1796 code for a protein of 406 amino acids. Gene Ontology annotation, cellular component: membrane. Gene Ontology annotation, biological process: visual perception; G protein-coupled receptor signaling pathway. NCBI's taxonomy places the organism in Eukaryota, Metazoa, Chordata, Actinopteri, Clupeiformes, Clupeidae.